Dentiscutata erythropus is the source of this 146-nucleotide messenger RNA. The record is from the annotation of a GenBank genome assembly. Lineage: Eukaryota; Fungi; Glomeromycota; Glomeromycetes; Diversisporales; Gigasporaceae.
AUAGUUAUUCUACUCGAGAUUUUAGACAACAAUAUCCUACCAAUUCACUUAUAAAGGCAGGAUACCAAAGUGGAAAUAAAACAUUUUAUAAUUGGUACAAUAUAGUAUCUUUAGAACAUUAUCCAACUCAGUUAAAAUUUACUUAG